Molecule: messenger RNA, 1944 nt
Organism: Gasterosteus aculeatus aculeatus (three-spined stickleback)
Lineage: Eukaryota; Metazoa; Chordata; Actinopteri; Perciformes; Gasterosteidae
Gene: dhrs11a
Product: dehydrogenase/reductase 11a
Source: RefSeq, a predicted model, not a curated record
AAGUGGGAGGUGGCACGAACCAAACAUUUACUCACGCCAGGGGCUUCCAGAGGAGCGCUGCAUGGAUCCGGGCUCAAGGCACACUUUCCGCCGCUUGCCCUGGAUGCUGUGCACACUGCGACGGGAGGCUGUAGCUGCUGCAUCCCUCAAACCCCAACGCGUCUGACCCGCACUGCCGACAGCUAAAAGCGGACGGAGGAGCAGCGGCGCAGCCGAGGCUCCGUGUACCGGUGGACAGAGAGCGAGCGCGCGGUGGAGAUGGAGCGGUGGAAGGGCAGAGUGGCCCUGGUGACCGGAGCCUCGGUGGGCAUCGGAGCGGCCGUAGCCCGGGCACUGGUCCAGCAAGGCAUGCGGGUGGUCGGCUGUGCCAGGAAUGUCGACAAAAUAGAGAAGCUCUCAGCGGAAUGUCAGAGUGCAGGCUACAGCGGCACGCUGAUUCCUUACAAGUGUGACCUGUCCAACGAGGAGGAGAUCCUGUCCAUGUUUUCAGCAAUCAAGACACUGCACAAGGGCGUGGACGUGUGCAUCAACAACGCCGGAUUGGCCCACAAUGAGCCCUUGCUCAGUGGAAAAACAGACGGUUGGAGGAACAUGAUCGACGUGAAUGUCCUAGCCUUGUCUAUCUGCACCCGAGAGGCGUACAAAUCAAUGAAGGAGAGGAAUGUGGACGACGGCCACAUCAUCAAUAUUAACAGUAUGGGUGGGCACCGAGUGGUCCCGAGUGCCGAUGAGCAUUUCUACUGUGCCACUAAAUAUGCGGUGACUGCGUUGACUGAGGGGAUACGGCAGGAGCUCCGCGAAGCAAACACCCACAUUAGAGCCACAUGUAUUUCUCCUGGAAUAGUUGAGACAGAGUUCGCUUUCCGGCACCACAACAGCGAUCCAGAGAAGGCAGCUGCAGUGUAUGAGAGUAUGAAAUGUUUGAAAGCCGAAGACAUAGCCAGCGCUGUCACAUUUGUCCUCAGUGCCCCUGCUCACGUCCAGAUUGGAGAUGUGCAGAUGAGGCCAGUAGAGCAGGUCUCAUAGCAGUCGAACUGGAAGCUGUGGGAGGAGCAGACCAGACGGCAGCCAUGGUGACUCCAUAGCGACCUCUGCUGGGCGAGGAUGGGGGUGGGUGAUCGUGGGGGGGUGGAGGGUUUUUAAAACAAAUCAACUACAGCUGUGUUGGAUCUGCAGGGACGUGGUCAGAGAGGGCUUGAGCCUUGAAGAGGCUGUGGCGAGGAAAUUAAGGGCAUGGACUUAACCACUGCGAAUAAUACUACUGAAUGCGGCGAGCCGGUAUUUGUGAAUUGUUGAGCACAGGCCCUGAACUGAGCUGAUUGCAACCGGCGGCAGGAACCAAUAACAGGAGAGAGUUGCUGCCGUGCUGCGUGGUCAUCCGCGCGACCAUCACCUCGGAGGGAAGAGUAUGCCAUCGAUUGCACAUGUUUGUCUGUUUUUGUAGGUCACAUGGCAUAUCCUUUUGAAAUUAAAUGGAGAGAGUAAUUGCUGUUUAUAAGAAUUACUUUCUUUCUAGUUUAAACUUUUUUUUUUUAUAAAUGUUUUAACUUUUGAUCAUAAAUAGAAGUGGUCCCAUAGACACUAACCGUAGACACUACUAUGUCUUACCUACUGUAACAAGCAUGAGUCAUGCUGCCACCUUUACUCACCGUGUGUUUUCACAAACGCAUUCAGUCACUCCUCGGCUUUCAAACACGCAUAAGGAGGAUAAGCACAGGUGGCAUUGUCUGUUCAGCACGUCUGUUCCUGCUAUCCACCUCUUUUGCCCGUGUAAUUUCACUUGUUCUGCACUUUGGAUUCAUUUGUGAGGAAUUACAAGGAAACAAUAACAACUUAUUUAGGGAUAAACUAACUCCGUGUACAUGUAUACCUUUUUAGAAAUGUGCACUUUACAGUGGACAUGUCUCCUUAAAUGAAUAAAUAAAAACAAUUGCCCGGAAGUGA